This is a messenger RNA of Phyllopteryx taeniolatus (common seadragon), 4574 nucleotides long. RefSeq names its product phosphatidylinositol 4-kinase beta-like. Gene Ontology annotation, biological process: phosphatidylinositol-mediated signaling; phosphatidylinositol phosphate biosynthetic process. Gene Ontology annotation, cellular component: membrane; cytoplasm. The record is from RefSeq and is a predicted model, not a curated record. NCBI's taxonomy places the organism in Eukaryota, Metazoa, Chordata, Actinopteri, Syngnathiformes, Syngnathidae. The transcript is spliced from 13 exons. The coding region runs from base 16 to 3015 and encodes 999 amino acids. Gene Ontology annotation, molecular function: 1-phosphatidylinositol 4-kinase activity.
GUGGACGCUCUUAUUAUGCCAACCAGAACCGGAAGUGUGCUAUUGCUGCAUCUCGGGAAUGCGAUUGAUAUUGCGUCACUGCUGCCUGAAAACAAAUCAGACCGAUCAUCAACACGUCCACAAACGAAGCUCAACAGAACCGGAUGGCUGCGCGGAUGCUGUGAAAGCGCAACCGGAUGUCAAAGUGGACUCGAGAGGCGCCUGAAGAAGAAACCGCGACACACAUUUGGACGGCGUCGAAAGCGGCCUAACUUCCCUCAUUUCCCUUCCGAGAUGGCCGACACGGAGGUUUCCUUCUCUCCCGCCCUGCGUCUGCUCCACCUGAGCCCCACCCACGCGGCGGCGGCCCCCGCCUCGGCGCCCGCCCCCCCGUCUUCGUCGCCUACCAGCUUCUCGUGCCCCUCGUCCCCUUCCAGCGCCUCGUCGUCCUCGUCGUCGUCCUCGUCGUCGAGCUGUUCCGAGAGUUCGUCGGACUGCCCGUCCCGCCGCCGCCACCACCGUCACCCGCAGCCCCGCCCCCAGCCGCCGCUGCCGCCGCCCUGCCGGGACGAGCGGCCGUCGUCGCCCAGCGCCAGCCCCCGCAGCUCCAGCCCCAGCGGCAGCGUGGCCAGCAGCAGCGGCAGCCUCAGCAGCGACGCCGACGCCAACGCCGACCCCCCGCCGGACCCCAAAGAGGGGGCGGAGCAAGUGAUCGACGCUGAGGUGGCGCUGAAGGCCUGCAAGGAAGUUCUGCUCCAAGUCCAAAUGCAGAAGCAGGAAGGCGUCAUCAAAGAGGAGGACGACGACGAGGCGAACGGGCACGGCCCGUCUCCGUCGUCCAAUCAGUCGUCGUGGCUGCUGCGCCUGUUCGAGUCCAAGCUGUUCGACGUGUCCAUGGCGGUGGCGUACCUGUUCAAGUCCAAGGAGCCCGGCGUGCAGGCGUACAUCGGGAACCGCCUCUUCAGCUUCCCCGCCGGCGAGGUCGAUUUUUACCUGCCGCAGUUGCUCAGCAUGUACGUGCACAUGGACGCCGAGGUGGGCGACGCCAUCAAGCCUUACCUGGUGCAUCGCUGCGGGGGCAGCAUCGUGUUCUCUUUACUGUGCACGUGGCUGCUGGGCGCCUACUCGUCCGACAUGCACAUCUCGGCCCAGCGACAUUCCCGCGGAGCCAAGCUCCGCAAACUCAUUCUCUCCGACGAGCUGCGCCCCCCCGCCGCCGCCCGGGGCUCCGCCUUCCCGCGGACGCCCUCGCCAUCACGCCACCGCGCUCACUGUCGCCAUCGCGGCAGCCACGCCGACCGGUUGCCAUGCGGGUCCCCCUCGCGGAGGACCCACCAGCGGUCCAAGUCGGACGCCGCCGCCGCCGCGCCCAGCGGGCCGGGCGCCGCCAUGCGCAGGACAGGAAGUAACCCCAAAGUGGAGGCGGUCCAUGAGGAGCCGGAGCGUCUGCGUCCUCAGCGCGAGCUGGUCAAGUCUCUGCUGGCCAUCGGUCGCCGCCUGGCGUCGCUGCCCGGCAAGGAGCAGAAGACGCAGCGUCUGAUCUCGGAACUGUCGCUGCUCAACCACAAACUUCCCGCCAGAGUUUGGCUGCCCACCGCAGACUUCCCGCACCACCUGGUCCGGAUCCCGCACACGCAGGCGGCCGUGCUCAACUCCAAGGACAAGGCUCCAUACAUCAUCUACGUGGAGGUGCUGGAGUGCGACAACUUUGAGACGUCGGCCGUUCCCGCACGCAUCCCCGUGACUCGGAUCCGCUCGGCGCGCUCCGCCGACAACCUGGACUACAACGCGGACUGCGCCGUCACGGCCGCGCCCGCUGCCCCCGGCAACUUCUCCGCCGUCCACAACUACGACAACGACGACGACGCCUGGGCCACGGACGACAUCGGACAGCUGCAGGUGGCGGUGAGCGCUAGCCUGAUGCUAACAAGCUUCCUGUUUAUUUCCCCGUUUACUUCCUGUUUAAUUUCUGUUAACUUCCUGUCUGCUUCCUGUUGCGCGGCGGAGGUUCAGACAAGCAGCAGUGACAACCUGAGUCAGUUUUCGGUGGACAGCCUGACCAGCGUGGAGAGCAGGGAGGUGUUCGUUGCCGCCGGAGACAUCAGACGCCGCUUGUCGGAGAACCUGGCGCACACGCCCACUUCCUUCAGAAAGGACCCCGAGGACCCCUCGGCCGUCGCCCUCAAAGAGCCCUGGGAGGAAAAAGUCAGGCGCAUCCGCGAGGCGUCCCCUUACGGUCACCUGUCCAGCUGGCGUCUCCUUCCCGUCAUCGUCAAGUGCGGAGACGACCUGAGACAAGAGCUUCUGGCCUAUCAGGUGCUCACGCAGCUGCAGGCCAUCUGGCGUCAGGAGCGACUUCCUCUGUGGAUCAAACCUUACAAGAUCCUGGUGAUGUCGGCAGACAGCGGCAUGAUCGAACCCGUCCUCAACGCCGUGUCGCUGCAUCAGGUGCGCAAGCAGAGUCAACUGUCGCUGCUGGACUACUUCCUGCAGGAACACGGCAGCUUCACCACCGAACAGUUCCUCAGCGCUCAGCGGAAUUUUGUGCAGAGCUGCGCCGGCUACAGCCUCGUUUGUUACCUCCUGCAAGUCAAAGACAGACACAACGGUAACAUCCUGGUGGACUCGGAAGGCCACAUCAUUCACAUCGACUUCGGCUUCAUCUUGUCCAGUUCUCCUCGCAAUCUCGGCUUCGAGACGUCCGCCUUCAAGCUCACCCCGGAGUUUGUGGACGUGAUGGGCGGCCUGGAUGGAGACAUGUUCGUGUACUACAAGAUGCUGAUGCUCCAGGGAAUGAUCGCGGCCAGGAAGCACAUGGACAAGGUGCUGCACAUCGUGGAGAUCAUGCAGCAAGGGUCGCAGCUGGCGUGCUUCCAGGGCACGGGGACCAUCCGCGGCCUGAAGGAGCGUUUCCACAUGAGCCUGACGGAGGAGCAGCUGCAGCUGCUGCUGGAGCAGCUGGUGGACGGCUCGGUGCGCUCCAUCACCACCAAACUCUACGACUCCUACCAGUACGUCACCAACGGGAUCAUGUGAUUCCGUUGCCACCCGCGACGCCGACGACACCGCCGGGAAAAACGGCGCUCGACUCGACCUUCCUCCAAAGCUCAACCUUUAUGUGUCUGCUUAUUAUUCUGCUUCUUUCUUAUUUUUGGAUGCUUCCGUCUUCUUCUCUUUAGUAUUCCCGCUUCUUCAUCUUUUUUUUGUUUUACUUCUGCUGUUUCCUAUUUUCUUCUGCUUCAUUUGUUUAUUUUCAGCUUUUUUUCUGAUGCUGCUUAUUGUUUUUGUGCUUUUUAGUAGUAUUUUUUUUCUUUUUUCAUCUGCUUUUAUCCUGCUUACUUUUCCUUCUAGAGCUACUUGAGCUGCCUUAUCUUCUUUUUCUUCGGCUGCUACUUCUUCGCCUUCUUCCGUUGCCUCUCGCUCUACUGAAGCACGCCGAGGCUCCGCGUGAUGAAAAGUAGCUUUUGUGUUGCGUCGUGUCGCUGCCACACUUCUGCCAACAUUCCUGCACUAGCCUGGCGUUUUAGCUUUAGCAUUUAUGCUAACCUUGCACACAGGGCAGACGCUGAAUGUUUUUGUUUUGUCGUUUUCUUCCAGUCGAAAACUUCACAACAUCUCAGAGUUGUGACGGGAACGCCAACGUGCUAAUAUUAGCAUGAUCACGGAAGCCACGUUUUGUUUACAUGUUGAACGAAGGUCCGUUAGCAAUUUCAUGUUGCCGCAGCAUUUUAAAAUGAAGCAUUUUUAUCGUUUAAAAGGAACCUGGUUUUGUUUCCUAAAGAACACAUGCACUAAGUUUACACUUCAUGAAUCUGUUGUCGCUCUGCGAUUGGCUGACACUACAUUCCUGGGAUUGACUCCAGCCAAUCAGGCGGCGCAUUUACGUUUCGUUUGUACGACUGCUAUAGGAGGACCUGAUUGAAGACACUUUAUGUGAACUCACACCUUUGUAUUGUUAGCGAGGAGCUAGCCUAGCCUAGUAGUAGCCUACUGCUAACACACUUUAGUAUGAAUUCUAAUAAUAAAUGUACAGUCUAUAUUUAUAUUUACUGCAGGGCUGUCAAAUUGUACUAACCAGCUAACUUUUAGGGGGGUACAAAAAAACUCUAAACUGGAAUAAAGUAACUGUUUUGGUUGACAGCUGAUCACGAUCAGUGAAACUUUUUCUCUUUUUUAACCACAAAAGAGAAAGCACAGUGUUCCGUUAGCCAGCUAGCUGACAUUUUUUUGUUCCCGUUUGUUGAGAAUGCAAACAGGCCCAUGAAAACAAAAUAAGUACUGUUGCCUUUUUCCUUCUUUCAACUAUUUGAUAAAAAAAAAGUGCAAAUAAAAAAAAUUCAGUUUGAAUGUGAAAACUUGUCUGAAGUGCUCCUUUAACAUCUUUAAAAAGAAAAACAAAACAUUCUACAAUACCAAGGGGUCUGCUAGCCGCGGCUCCAGAGCCGCAUGUGGCGCUCUCAUCUGUCUGCUUGGGCUCUUUGUGACUUUGCAAAAUAAAGGAGUAUUUAAACUAAAAUGAGUUCAUUAGUUUGUCAAAUGUAAUCCUAAAUUUGGAGAUUAUGCUGCUCCUGUGACAUUAAAAUAUAUGUAUUUUU